AUGGUGAAGCUGACCGAUCUCCUCGCCAGAGCCUGGCUUGUCCCUCUGGCUUAUGGGGCGAGCCAGUCGCUCUUAUCCACCACUACCUCUUCGCAGCCUCAGUUCACCAUUCCUGCUUCCGCAGAUGUCGGUGCGCAGCUGAUUGCCAACAUCGAUGAUCCACAGGCUGCCAACGCGCAGUCGGUUUGUCCGGGCUACAAGGCUUCAAAAGUGCAGCACAAUUCACGUGGAUUCACUGCUAGUCUUCAGCUCGCGGGCAGGCCAUGUAACGUAUACGGCACAGAUGUUGACUCCUUGACACUGUCUGUGGAGUACCAGGAUUCGGAUCGAUUGAACAUUCAGAUUCUUCCCACUCAUGUUGACUCCACAAAUGCGUCCUGGUACUUUCUUUCGGAGAAUCUGGUGCCUAGACCCAAAGCUUCUUUGAAUGCAUCUGUUUCCGACAGCGAUUUUUCUGUGUCAUGGUCAAAUGAGCCGUCGUUCAAUUUCAAGGUGAUCCGAAAGGCUACAGGCGACGCUCUCUUCAGUACAGAAGGCACCGUGCUUGUUUAUGAAGACCAAUUUAUCGAAUUUGUAACGGCUCUUCCUGAGGAGUAUAAUUUGUAUGGCCUUGGGGAGCAUAUCACCCAAUUUCGCCUCCAGAGAGAUGCUAAUCUCACCAUAUAUCCUUCGGAUGAUGGGACUCCUAUUGACAAAAACAUCUACGGCCAGCAUCCCUUCUAUCUGGAUACGAGGUAUUACAAGGGAGACAGGCAAAAUGGAUCUUAUGUUCCGGUCAAAAGCAGCGAGACCGAUGCCUCGCAAGACUAUAUUUCCCUCUCCCAUGGUGUGUUUCUGAGAAACUCUCAUGGGCUUGAGAUACUCCUCCGGCCCCAGAAGUUGAUCUGGCGGACCCUAGGUGGAGGAAUCGAUCUGACAUUCUACUCGGGCCCAAACCCGGCCGAUGUCACCAGGCAAUAUCUUACCAGCACCGUGGGAUUACCGGCCAUGCAACAAUACAGUACUCUUGGAUUCCACCAAUGUCGCUGGGGCUACAACAACUGGUCGGAUCUGGCAGACGUUGUCGCGAAUUUUGAGAAGUUCGAGAUCCCGCUGGAAUAUAUCUGGACCGAUAUCGACUACAUGCACGGAUAUCGCAACUUCGAUAACGAUCAGAAUCGCUUUUCCUACAGCGAGGGCGACGAAUUCCUCAGCAAAUUACAUGAGAGCGGACGCUACUAUGUACCCAUUGUUGAUGCGGCACUCUACAUUCCUAAUCCCGAAAAUGCCUCUGAUGCAUACGCUACAUAUGACAGAGGAGCUGCGGAUGACGUCUUCCUCAAGAACCCCGAUGGUAGCCUCUAUAUCGGAGCCGUCUGGCCAGGAUAUACAGUCUUCCCUGACUGGCAUCAUCCCAAGGCAGUGGAGUUCUGGGCCAACGAACUGGUCAUCUGGUCGAAGAAAGUGGCGUUCGAUGGAGUGUGGUACGACAUGUCUGAAGUUUCAUCCUUCUGUGUCGGGAGCUGUGGCACCGGGAACCUGACUCUUAACCCGGCACACCCACCAUUCCUGCUCCCCGGUGAGCCCGGCGAUAUCAUAUAUGACUAUCCGGAGGCUUUCAAUACUACCAACGCUACAGAGGCGGCGUCAGCGUCGGCGGGCGCUUCCAGCCAGGCCGCAGCAACCGCAACUAGCACGUCGACCUCGGUGUCAUAUCUGCGCACAACGCCCACGCCUGGUGUUCGCAAUGUGGAGCACCCACCCUAUGUAAUCAACCAUGAUCAAGAGGGCCAUGAUCUCAGCGUCCAUGCAGUGUCGCCAAACGCGACCCAUGUUGAUGGUGUUGAGGAAUAUGAUGUACACGGUCUUUACGGGCAUCAAGGAUUGAACGCUACCUACCAUGGUCUGCUUGAGGUCUGGUCUCAUGAGCGGCGACCAUUUAUCAUUGGCCGCUCAACUUUCGCUGGCUCUGGCAAAUGGGCGGGCCAUUGGGGCGGUGACAAUUAUUCCAAAUGGUGGUCCAUGUACUACUCCAUCUCACAAGCCCUUUCCUUCUCGCUCUUCGGCAUUCCCAUGUUUGGUGCGGACACCUGUGGGUUUACCGGAAACUCGGAUGAGGAGCUCUGCAACCGUUGGAUGCAGCUGUCCGCAUUCUUUCCAUUCUACCGAAACCACAAUGAGCUCUCCACAAUCCCACAGGAGCCUUAUCGGUGGGCUUCUGUUAUUGAAGCGACCAAGUCCGCGAUGAGGAUCCGGUACGCUAUUUUACCUUACUUUUAUACGUUGUUUGACCUGGCCCACACUACGGGCUCCACUGUAAUGCGCGCACUUUCCUGGGAGUUCCCCAACGACCCAACUUUGGCUGCGGUUGAGACUCAAUUCAUGGUUGGGCCGGCCAUCAUGGUGAUUCCGGUAUUGGAGCCUCUGGUCAAUACGGUCAAGGGCGUAUUCCCGGGGGUUGGACAUGGCGAAGUGUGGUACGACUGGUACACCCAGGCUGCAGUUGAUGCGGAGCCCGGAGUCAACACGACCAUCUCGGCACCAUUGGGCCACAUCCCGGUUUAUGUACGAGGUGGAAACAUCUUGCCGAUGCAAGAGCCAGCAUUGACCACUCGUGAAGCCCGGCAAACUCCCUGGGCUUUGCUGGCCGCACUAGGAAGCAACGGAACCGCGUCGGGGCAGCUCUACCUCGAUGAUGGGGAGAGCAUUUAUCCCAAUGCCACACUUCGUGUGGGCUUCACCGCAUCACGGUCAAGCCUGCGCUCUUCAGCGCAAGGGAGAUGGAAAGAAAGGAACCCGCUUGCUAAUGUGACGGUGCUCGGAGUGAACAAGGAACCCUCUGGGGUGACUCUCAAUGGACAGACAGUAUCGCCAGGAUCCAUCACAUACAACUCUACGUCGCAGGUUCUGUUCGUUGGGGGGUUGCAGAACUUGACGAAUGGCGGCGCAUGGGCGGAGAACUGGGUGCUAGAAUGGUAGUGUCAGACACAAGCCAGGUGUGCGCGUACAGUAUGCAAGAUAGGUAGGGCAGUUAAUGUCCUGCAAUGUAG
Molecule: messenger RNA, 3029 nt
Organism: Aspergillus costaricaensis CBS 115574
Lineage: Eukaryota; Fungi; Ascomycota; Eurotiomycetes; Eurotiales; Aspergillaceae
Product: glycoside hydrolase family 31 protein
Exons: 4
Coding region: 1-2958 (985 amino acids)
Biological process (GO): carbohydrate metabolic process
Molecular function (GO): carbohydrate binding; hydrolase activity, hydrolyzing O-glycosyl compounds
Source: RefSeq, a predicted model, not a curated record